Scaptodrosophila lebanonensis is the source of this 3072-nucleotide messenger RNA. It is a transcript of the gene fipi, whose product is annotated as igLON family member 5. NCBI's taxonomy places the organism in Eukaryota, Metazoa, Arthropoda, Insecta, Diptera, Drosophilidae. The transcript is spliced from 7 exons. The coding region runs from base 378 to 1730 and encodes 450 amino acids. The record is from RefSeq and is a predicted model, not a curated record. Gene Ontology annotation, cellular component: neuron projection. Gene Ontology annotation, molecular function: protein binding.
ACACAUUUCUCCUUGCUCUCUCUCUUCUCCAAAUCGGACUUUUCGGGUGUUUUCGUGUCGGUCGGGGUCGGUCGGUGACUCUGGAUCGGUGUGUGGUGUGUUAAAAAAAAACAACAACAAAAACUCGUAAUAACAGAAGCAACAGCAACACUAUAACUAAGCCAAAACAAUUGAAGUGCAUAUUUAGAAAUUAGGUAAAUUAAAUAAUUGUACGGCUCUGGAAGUAUUCAUUGCAUCGAGUGUACUUAAAGCACAAAUUUGUGCGUUCCAUUAAAAAUCGCGCGUUGAAUUUUUGUGUGCGACGGCGGCUCUGGUUCCACAUAUAAACCAAUAAUAAUCAUUUUUAAUAAAGGAGACGCAAAAUCAAACCAUCCGCGAUGUGGCUAAUUGGAUUUAUGCUAAAUUCGGCCAUCCUAACAGCUACUGUCUUGGCCAAUCACCAUGAGAGUUUGACGCUAAGCCCCGCCGAGCACACAGUGGUGCGGUACACAAACGAAUCGCUCAUUGUGCAGUGCCGCAGUCCAACGCCUGACGUUCAGCUGCAUUGGAAAUCACCAAAAGGUGAAAUUAUCCGCGAGCACAAAGGACGCAUACAUAUAGAACAGACCUCGCCAGAACAAUUGAAAAUCGUUUUUGCACACAUUGCGCUGGCCGACAAGGGUAAUUGGACCUGCGAGGCUGCCGAAGGAGGGCUGCAUAGUAAAUCGUACAAUUUGAUUGUAUAUCAGAAAAUUACGUUCACCGAGAACUCCACCAUUUUGACCGUAAAGGAGGGCAAGAAUGCGACCAUAUUGUGUGAGGUUAAAGGUGAACCGCAGCCGAAUGUCACCUGGCAUUUCAAUGGACAGCCCAUUAGUGUGGAGACAAGCGCCUCGAAGUUUCGCAUCCUGGCCGAUGGUUUGCUCAUCAACAGGGUAACACAGAACGACACCGGCGAGUACACGUGUCGUGCAUAUCAAGUGAAUUCGAUUGCUUCGGAUAUGCAGGAGCGCACAGUUUUGAUGAAAAUCGAACAUAAGCCCCUCUGGACAUACAAGCAUCAAUUAAGCCUUCAAUAUGCCUAUGUGAACGGCACGACUUCAAUUAUGUGCGAGUCGCAGGCGGAGCCGCCAGCAAACUUCACCUGGCACCGCAACAAGAAGCGUUUGCACAAUGACAAAUACUAUACUAUUGAUUCGGACAACUAUUGGUCUCGCCUGACAAUUAAUGUGCUUGAUCAUAGCGUGUUCGACAAUUAUCGUUGUCGCGCCUUCAACCAUCUCGGCAGCAUCGAGCGCACCAUUAAACUGGACAAAGGCGAGAAGCCGCCCCCACCGGUCACAUUUCAGCUGCGGGGCUUCAACUCGAAUACAUUCGAUGUGGAUGUGGGUGCGCAGCGAACGCAGGAGAAUCGUGGUGUGAUGGAAGUGAAUGGCUAUCGCAUUGAGUACAUGUCCGAAUUUGAGUUCAAAUCGGAUGCAGGAAAGUGGACAAACGCCAAGCGCAAGGAUUUUCCCUUUGAAGACGGUGCGACAUUUCUCAUCACCAACCUAGAGCCGGACACCGUCUAUAAGAUGCGUGCGGCCUCCCGUAAUCUGGCCGGAUUCAGUGAUUUCACCAAGGUGCAGACUUACAAAACGCUUUCUCUGGAACCCCGUUCCACGGCAGCCACACACACAACUCCUCAUGGCCUGUGCGGCGCAUUGAUUGCGCUGCUUUUGUUGCAUACUCAGCUUCAACGAGGCAACUAGAUGUGAAGAGCUGCUCUUGUUGCCCCAUGCUGUUUUAGCUUUAAGGUGUGCCUCUACCCGUACCCCUAGCCAGUUACAAAAAUAUGACAUUCCAUUUUUGUCUGAUUUGCUUGGCUUAAGUUUUUUAAGUGCUGCUUAAAUGUCAUGUUGCUCUGAUUGCCUACGAUUAUUAUAACAAAUCUAUUGUACUAUUACUGUUCUAAGUCUUUAGUAUUGCCAUGUUUAAACGUGAGUGCGUUCAUCGUUUCUAUUAGCUAUUAAUCAGAAAAAAAUGAAGCAUAGCUCCUGAAGCCUUUUGGGUUUUUCGAUGCGUUGGAAACGCCGCCUGAUACUACAAUGGACGAGGCGCUAUGCUCUCUUACUGUAGCCAAAAUUUAUAUAUAUAUAUAUAAAAAAUACGGAUAUCUGGGAAAAAAAAAUAUUAUUAAAAUAACUUAUGCAUAUAUUUACAUUAUACAUUUGGGUUCGACCCCACUUAGCAGUAUAGACACAUUUUCAAAAACCCUCAUAGCGCUUAGAAAAUGAUAUUAAUCGGAUAAUGUGAGUAAUCGCUGGGAAAAACGUACGCCCAUUGUAUGGUUUCGUUUUACAGUCAACUAUUAGGGCUUUGGCCGCCACAUUUUGUUGCUAUGUGACUGUUGCCAAAUAAAAAAUAUAAUAAUUUAUAGCGAAUAAUAAUCAUGGAAGUACAACCUUAACUUAAGCUCUAAGGUAGUGUUUACUUUCCUUCAACAAGCUUCCCAUCAGCCAAAGUCAGACAAUCUAUAGUAAAUUUACCAAUGAACACAAUUUUUAAAACUCAAUAGUGAACUAAAUACAAACCACUUUUGCAUUAUAUACAAUAUUCAUGAAAUCUCCUCAGCCUCUGCAAUCGCACACAAGCUGAGCCAUCUGAUAUUUUAAUAAAAACAGUAGAAAAAAGUAGACUCGUGCAUAAUAUGAUAAAAGAGCUUAACAAAAGCAUUUGAGAGUAGGAUAAUACUUGCCAUUCCAAAAACAAAUUAAAGUUUGAAUAUAAAUACAUAUUUUAAUAUAAAUAAAAGCAAAACGACGAACCUUGCGUGCACAUACAUGCGUGAGUUUUGUCAAAAUGAAAUAUACAUUUUAAAGAAAUUGAAAAAACAAGAGACAAAAAACGAUUGAUUGAAAUAACAACAACAUAUAAGUGUUUCUGAAAGGAUUUUCCAAAAAAUGCCAAUGAUUAUACGUUUUGUGGUUUGUGUGAUUCGUGUGAGUGUGUAUGUAAUAAAUAUUAUAAAUAAUCGUAAAAUAUACCUAUACAUGUAUUUAAACUGAAAAUAAAGCUUUUGUUCAAUAAAUAAGUAUGACAACAUAGCCUAAA